AUCAGCAAAAGAGGUAGAUUACAAAACAAAUCCUAAACCCCCAACCAAAAUUCUUCUUCUCUCUUUGGCGACAAGAAAACCCAAAACAAUGUCGCAGGCAACAAUGGAAGUGGUGAAGAACUUGGACAUCAAAAGAUACAUGGGGAGGUGGUACGAGAUAGCUUCAUUCCCGUCAAGGUUUCAGCCAAGGAAUGGGGUGAACACAAGGGCUACCUAUACUUUGAACCAGGAUGGAACCGUGCAUGUGCUUAACGAGACUUGGACUGUUGGCAAAAGAGGGUAUAUAGAAGGCACCGCCUACAAGGCUGAUCCCAAGAGCGAUGAGGCAAAGCUCAAGGUUAAAUUUUAUGUUCCUCCUUUCUUGCCCAUCAUUCCUGUUGUUGGAGAUUACUGGGUUCUGUACAUCGACGAUGAUUAUCAGUAUGCUCUUAUUGGCCAGCCAAGCAGGAAUUAUCUCUGGAUACUGUGCAGGCAGACACAUAUGGAUGAUGGAAUCUACAAUCAUCUGGUGCAGAAAGCUGAAGCUGUGGGAUAUGAUGUUAGUAAACUGCACAAGACCGAACAAAGCGAUCCUCCACCAGAAGGAGAGAACACUUCUAACGACACCAAAGGCAUUUGGUGGAUCAAAUCCCUUUUUGGGAAGUAGAAAUCAUGGUUUUGUGGAAAUAUCGAAAUCCAGUACUCAAUAUUCCCACCUUGUGUUUGUUCUGCUAAGAAAUAGGUUGGCUUUCAGUUGAAUGUUUUAAAUAUGAAACUCUGAUCAAGUUAUAUGCAAUUCUGGUUGAAACUAAAGAGCAAUUACUUGGUUA
Hibiscus syriacus is the source of this 809-nucleotide messenger RNA. RefSeq names its product temperature-induced lipocalin-1-like. The transcript has 2 exons. Bases 89 to 646 code for a protein of 185 amino acids. The record is from RefSeq and is a predicted model, not a curated record. NCBI's taxonomy places the organism in Eukaryota, Viridiplantae, Streptophyta, Magnoliopsida, Malvales, Malvaceae.